Messenger RNA from Quercus lobata, 1903 nucleotides. RefSeq lists its product as uncharacterized. NCBI's taxonomy places the organism in Eukaryota, Viridiplantae, Streptophyta, Magnoliopsida, Fagales, Fagaceae. Gene Ontology annotation, cellular component: cytoplasm. The record is from RefSeq and is a predicted model, not a curated record. The transcript is spliced from 3 exons. Bases 554 to 1615 code for a protein of 353 amino acids.
CUAACGGAGAUCAAAAAAAUAAAAGGACUGAUCACCUCGAAGAACAAUCCUUCUCUGGAAAUGGAAAUGAGGGGUAUCUUCUUUUUUGUGUUUGUCAAGUCAACAGCCAGAGUUAGCACAAAUCACAAUCUGAGUUAAAGAUUAAACAGUACGUAGAAGCAAACAAGAUCCUCUCGAAACCUGAAUCUUGUCAGAACUAAGAAACCCCAGAAUUCUGCAUUGUGUUUUUAGUGAGUUCUCUUUCUUUGCUUAAUUAUCAAAUUAUCAUUAUUACUCAGAUCAGAGAUCCAUUUGAUUCUGCUUCAUUAAUUCAUACCUGCAACUUGAUGGAUUGAUUUUCAUUUUCCCUUUCCAAAGCUAUCAAAAUUUUACAAACCAUUCUUUGAUGUAUGAUAUGAUAUCUCUUGCUUUUUUGUUCAGAGUUGUGUGUGUUUUUGUACCCAAAAAAGAAUCAGAAAAAUCCAUGACCCCAUUGCUUAAUUUGUCUAAAUUACCAUCUGGGUAUGCUUAAUUUCACUCCCUUUCCAAACCCAUAAGCUGGAUUCAUACUAUCAUGAAAAAUUAUUCAUUUGGGUCUUCUGGGAGUCCAAAGUCCUUCCUUGCAUACCCCAAAAAAGGUGGUGACUUUUUUGAUUUAGAAUCAGGAACUAGUAGACGUAUCCGAAAGCCUAAGAAUUCACCCUUUCAUCCCAUCAAAAUGCUUAAAUCUUUCGGAACCCGUAUUCAGUAUUUCUCUAAGCUGCACCCACUUUUAGUUUUCAUCAUCUCCUUGUCACUUGGGCUCACAAUUCUCAUCGUAUUGUCUCUGUAUGAGAGUCAUUACCGGAUGGUGAUUAAUAGUUAUCAAAAACUCGAUGCGGGUUCCGAUACUUAUCCAUUUUCAAAGCUUCAGAAUCUUGUAAUGGUUGCUGGACAUUCGGUUUAUACGAGUAGUAGCUGUGGGAAAGUUGAUAAGGAGGAUUCAUGGUUUUUGGAGUCUUAUCAGAAGAAUCCAGGCCAAGCUUCUACCUUUGUGAGACAUAUAAAAGAGGGAGUUGAUAUUGCAGCCAAAGAUGAUGCAGCUUUGCUUUUGUUUAGUGGUGGGGAGACUCGGAAAGAUGCCGGUCCUCGUAGUGAGGCACAAAGUUAUUGGAGUGUUGCUGAAUCAGAAGGAUGGUUUGGCAGUGAAGAAAAUGUGAGAUGGAGGGCACUCACAGAAGAGCAUGCAAGGGACAGUUUCGAGAAUCUUCUCUUUAGUGUGUGUCGUUUCCGAGAGCUUACUGGGACAUAUCCUUACAACAUAACCGUUGUAAGUUAUGAUUUUAAGGAAGAGAGAUUUGCACAUCUACAUCGGACUGCAAUUGGAUUUCCAGAGUCAAGAUUCUUCUACUUAGGCACCCCAGCUUCAUCUACUUCAAAAGAAGCAGCUCUGAAAGGUGAGGCAUUGGUGCGGGCUCAAUUCCUAGGAGAUCCAUAUGGCUGUCAAGGUUCACUCCAUCGGAAAAGACUUGGUCGUGAUCCUUUUCACCGGUCGAUACCUUAUCCUAAUGGGUGCCCUGAGAUUAAAGAUCUGUUCAGAUAUUGUGGGGCAGGUCCCUUUCCAGGUUCCCUUCCAUGGGUUAGUAAAAUUAGUUAGAAUUUUUUUCUACUUUGAUAUGUAACAUAGGAUGAAUCCACCAAUACAGCCAGAAAGAGGUGCUUAGCCUGACAAUAAUGUAAUUCUUUGUAAUAAACGUAUUAUAAUCAAUUUGUUGAAAAAUGAAAAGAGAAAAUUAGUGUGGUUGCUUGGAGAAAAUAUGUAGAAGUAUGUUGGGUAAGUGUAUGCUCUGUUUGGUUGUGGAUCUCAAGACACUAAUUAUAUUCAUUGCCUCCAUGAUGUGCAUUGUAUUUGCUCUUGAAAUUGACAAAUAUCUUUUUAUUGUGA